Messenger RNA from Clupea harengus (Atlantic herring), 3203 nucleotides. It is a transcript of the gene hacl2, whose product is annotated as 2-hydroxyacyl-CoA lyase 2. NCBI's taxonomy places the organism in Eukaryota, Metazoa, Chordata, Actinopteri, Clupeiformes, Clupeidae. Gene Ontology annotation, molecular function: magnesium ion binding; flavin adenine dinucleotide binding; acetolactate synthase activity. Gene Ontology annotation, biological process: L-valine biosynthetic process. Gene Ontology annotation, cellular component: acetolactate synthase complex. The record is from RefSeq and is a predicted model, not a curated record.
GGUGUGUUACGGACUAAGUGGAUCUCCAAAUGACAGAGCGCUAGGUAGAGGGAAGACAGCAGAUCGGUCAUCUCAAGUUGACAUAUUACCCACUUCUUUUAUGAAGCGACGUAUCAUUGUUGCUGCUUUGUCGCCGUUGUUUAGACAGUAACAUAAUGUGACUGCUUAUGUAGGACAGUACGUAGUAGAGUAUUUAAAUAAAUGUAGGGCUACCUGAAAGGAACUUGACAGUUUGCGUGGUUAGGCAUUGGGGUUUUUGCAUAGUGCCAUAAAUUAUUUAGCUAGCUAAGUUACCUAACUACGAUUAGAUAGCACGUAAACGCUCUCCUCCCUAUCAGCUUCAAGCUGUUUUGAAGAUAUGGAUAUUGACAUUAGUACCAUUUUAGGAUGCUCUCUCGGUAUUGUUUUGGGAGGACUUACUCUUGCUGCUUAUAAACUUGGUCUUUUGUACCAGCUCUUCCACAAGACAGAGACGAAGAGCCCUCGACAUGGCGGCGAGAGUGUGGCGGAGGUGCUGCGUGCCCACGGGGUCAAGUUCGUCUUCACCCUCGUCGGGGGCCACAUAUCCCCCAUCCUGGUGGCGUGCGAAAAGCUCGGGAUCAGAAUCGUGGACACAAGACACGAGGCCACGGCGGUGUUCGCUGCUGACGCCGUGGCCCGACUCUCAGGUACUAUAGGCGUAGCUGCGGUGACUGCAGGCCCAGGCCUCACCAACACAGUGACUGCGGUGAAGAAUGCACAGAUGGCCGAAUCGCCUCUGCUCCUGAUCGGGGGUGCGGCGGGCACCAUGCUGCAGGGUCGAGGAGCAUUGCAGGACAUUGACCAGAUGUCGCUGUUCAAGCCGCUUUGCAAGUUCUGUGCGUCGGUCCGGACCAUCAGGGAGAUCGUGCCUGUCGUCAGGAAGGCCUUGGCCGUCGCACAGUCUGGGACUCCUGGGCCUGUGUUUGUGGAGUUCCCCAUCGACACACUCUACCCGUAUCACCUGGUGUCCAAAGAGUUUGGCGUGAAGAACCCUCCCAAAGGCCUCAUGGGAAAAAUCGUCACCUGGUACAUCCAGAAUAGCCUCUCAAACCUGUUUGCCGGCGCUUGGGAACCCCGUGAUGUGUCACCUUUACCUGUACAGAUUCCGCUGGCCACAGACGACCAGGUCCAAAGAUGCAUAGAGCUUGUGAGCAGAGCCAAGAAGCCAGUUAUCCUAUUGGGCAGCCAGGCUACUCUCCCUCCAACACCCGUGGAGGACAUCAGGAAGGCCUUGGAGACUUUGGGUAUCCCAUGCUUCCUGGGUGGAAUGUCCCGAGGGAUGCUGGGAAAAGACAGCCCCAUACACAUCAGACAGAACCGACGUGACGCCCUGAAAGAGGCUGAUCUGGUGGUGCUAGCAGGUACGGUGUGCGACUUCCGCCUCAGCUAUGGCAGAGUGCUGAACCGACGCAGUAAAAUCAUCGCCGUGAACCGAGACAAGAGCCAGCUACUGAAGAACUCUGACAUGUUCUGGAAGCCUACAGUGGCCAUUCAGGGAGAUGCAGGGUCUCUCCUACAGCGUCUCUCUGAGGGACUGAAGGGGUACAAGUGUCCUGAGGACUGGCCCCAGAGCUUAAAACAGGGGGACAUCACCAAAGAGAAUGCAAACCGAUCGAAGGCGGACGAGAAGACAGAUCACCAUCUCAACCCGCUGAGCGUGUUGCACCGCGUGGACGAGCUCAUGGCCGAGGACAGCAUCAUCGUCGCCGACGGCGGAGACUUUGUGGGCAGCGCAGCGUACAUCAUGAGGCCGCGGGGACCGCUGCGUUGGCUUGACCCAGGGGCUUUCGGGACACUGGGUGUGGGAGGAGGCUUUGCUCUUGGGGCAAAGCUCUGCAGACCGGAAUCAGAGGUUUGGGUCGUCUAUGGCGAUGGUUCCCUUGGCUACAGUGUGGCAGAAUUUGACACCUUCACUCGGCAUAAGACUCCUGUGAUCGCUGUGGUGGGAAAUGAUGCUUGCUGGAGUCAGAUAUCCAGAGAGCAGGUCCCUAUCCUGGGAAGUAACGUGGCCUGUGGUCUGGCUUUCACAGACUACCACGUUGUUGCCAAUGGCUUCGGAGGCAUCGGCCACCUGGUUGGGCGCGAGAAUGAGGCGCAGCUGGAUGACAUCAUCAAGGAGGCGCAGCAUCAGAGCAGGGAGGGCCGGGCGACGCUACUCAACGUCCUCAUCGGGAAGACCAACUUCCGAGAGGGCUCGAUCUCCGUGUAGGACUCCUCCUCCUGACACUGUACUCCUCCCAACCCGGCCAGAGAAGGAAAUCACUAAGCAUUUUAUUCAGCCCUGAGAAUCAUUCCAACUUUACUGCACUCAUGUGCUCUAUCAGAAGCCCAAUGAUUUAAGUGAUACUGUAAAUGAGAGAUGGCUGGGAUGAAUGUGCAUAUACUAGGGCGUAGGGGGCGCCCUUGGGGCAGAGAAUGGAAUGCUGUUGUAUGCUGUGCUGCCUCUCCCCUACUGUACUCUAAUGUACUGCACGGGUUUUGUAGAAAAGGGAAUUAUAGCAACAGUUAUAUGUGCAACUCCAGUUAUCCUCUCCACCAGCAGUUCUUCAGCCAAGUUCAUUGAAGGCCUUAUAGUUGAACUAUAUAUGUAUAUGUGUUGACUUGGAAAAAAAUAUGUAUUACACUUAAUUAUUAUUUUUUAAUAUUGGAACCUUAUUAGGAAUUGCAAAAGUUGCAAUGAAUCAAUAUGAAGUAACCGUUUACAAUUGAUGGUUAAAUGUCUGGUGUAUCCUCAAAACAUGCUGCAGGUCUACAGAACUGUGACCUGGAAUGCCAAUAAACAGAAUGCUCAUUCACCUGUAAUGACUGAAUGUGAAAUCUCACUUUUACAAGCAACAACACACAGAGAAAGUAUGUCACCCAGGAGUUCUCUCUGAACGACUAAGCAGACCAUUGACAAAUCAUUUGAUUUAAUGUUCAAGAGCACAUCAAAACCUGCUCAAUUAAAACGGUUCAGUAACAUGAAAGCAAAUUCUAUAAUCUCCUUUUAUGUGUGUGGGGGGCGCAAAUUCUGUCCACUGGUAUGAUUUAUUUGAUGAAUUUCCUGAGCACGUCUUACUUCUAUGCCUUUAGUGGACACAGAUCAGUCCAUUUGUCUGUUUGAGAGGGAAAACAGUGCUGAAUAGAAGGGAUUGGGGAAAAAAUUGAAAUGUUUGGUGUUGCAAUAAAGAAAUGAAUGGGCA